Molecule: messenger RNA, 2184 nt
Organism: Lodderomyces beijingensis
Lineage: Eukaryota; Fungi; Ascomycota; Pichiomycetes; Serinales; Debaryomycetaceae
Source: the annotation of a GenBank genome assembly
AUGUCCUCGUUAUUCUCCGAGCCACCAGCGAUUAUUGUGAAAACAAUUGAGCUGCAGGUGCCCCUUGAUGCCAGUUUCACCUCGAAAGCAGUGGCGUUGCCCAACAGUCAAGAAGAAGGCUACUCGUCGGUUUACAGAAAUGGCUAUUCUCCCGAUCGGUUAAUCUCGGUUCCGUACCCGGGGUUGAACACAUUGUACAGCAUGUUUGAGGUUUCCACUGCCGUGAACCCCAAUUUGAAGUGCUUGGGGCACAGAGUCAAGAAAGACGACGGCACGUUUGGCCACUAUGUGUGGCAGGAUUUCAAGACUGUUCAAACAAGAAGAAACAAUUUGGGGUCGGGCAUUUUCUUCAUUUUGCAGAAUAACCCCUACAAGACCGAGAGUAGAGUUCAUCAGAAUUUGCAGUAUAACCCCGCCAUUAACGCGAAGGGGGCUGAUCGCGAGUCGUUUAUCUUGACGAUUUUCUCCCAUAAUAGACCCGAGUGGGAUAUUGCAGACUUGACGUGUGCGGCGUACUCCAUCACCAACACGGCGUUGUAUGAUACUUUGGGUCCCGACACGAGCAAGUACAUUUUGAACUUGACCGAAUGUCCAAUUGUUCUUUGCACCAAGGAUAAAAUCCGGGGCCUAGUCGAGUUGAAACAGAGCAACCCCGAAGAAUUGUCCAAUUUGAUCAGUAUUGUCUCCAUGGAUGAUUUGAAUGAGGAAUCGGAUUAUGCGUUGAAAGAAGCUUGUCACGAGCAAAAUAUCGCCUUGUUUGACUAUACGCAAGUUGAAAGGUUGGGAGAGAUUAACCCCUUGCCACCAAUUCCUCCAACGCCGGAAACGAUAUUCACCAUCACUUUUACUUCUGGUACCACGGGGGCUUACCCCAAGGGUGUUGUCUUGACUCACCAAAAUGCCGUUGCUGGAAUGGUGUUUAUGUACUCCAACUUUCAAGGCCAAAGAGAAUCAGUUAUGCUUUCGUUUUUGCCAUUAGCCCACAUCUACCAGCGGUUAUACGACCAGUUCGCCUUGGCUGCCGGUGGCUCGAUUGGUUUCCCGCAAGGGCCAUCGCCAUUGACGUUAUUGGAAGACAUUCAAGAGUUGAGACCACAUGCAUUGGCCUUGGUUCCUCGAGUCUACACCAAAUUAGAAGCGGGCAUAAAGGCGCAAACCAUCAAUAAUGAUGAAAAGCCAUUCUUGAAAUCGCUCUUCACUAAAGCCAUCAACAAGAAGAUGGAGUUGCAAGCUAGGCCCGAAAACGAACAUUCGAAUCCGUCGCAUUUCUUCUAUGACAGAUUAUUGAAUUUAUUGCGUAAAAAGAUUGGCUUCAAUAACGUAAUGUCGAUGAGCACGGGGUCGGCUCCAAUUAGUCCCGAGACAAUCAAGUUUUUAAAAGCCUCGUUGAACACGGCGUUGCCUCAGGGUUACGGUAUGAGUGAAACGUUUGCCGGCGUCAUGGCAAGUUCUGGGUUCGAAACCGAGUCAAGCUCAUGCGGUGCCAUUGGCAUCACCACCGAAUGCAGAUUGAGAGAUUUGCCCUCGAUGGGAUACACCAGCAAGGAUGAAGGCGGGCCAAGAGGCGAAUUGUUGUUGCGUGGUCCCCAGAUUUUCAAAGAAUAUUUCAAAAACCCCGAGGAAACCGCCAAGUCGUUUGAUAAAGACGGCUGGUUCCACACGGGCGACGUUGCCCGUAUCGACUCGACUCGAGGCAACAAAAUAUACAUUAUUGACCGUGUCAAGAAUUUCUUCAAAUUAGCCCAGGGAGAAUACGUUACCCCUGAGAGAAUCGAAAACACCUACUUGUCAUCUUUCCCAUACAUCCAACAAGUUUUCGCUCAUGGUGACUCGUUGCAAACGUAUUUGGUUGGUGUCAUUGGCUUGGACCCCACGUCCAUCUCGGCUUACAUUAAAUCCAAAUACCACGAAACCAUCACUGAGCCCCACGACAUUAUCAAUUUCUUCCAAGAUCCCGCGCACAAGAGACAAUUGCUCCUUGAUAUGAAUGACGCUGUCUCGGGCCAAUUGCAUGGAUUUGAGAAAUUGCACAAUAUCAAGAUUGACAUUGAACCGUUGACGGUGGAGAAGAACUUGGUAACGCCUACUUUGAAGAUUAAACGGCCCAUUUGCGCAGCUUAUUUCAAGGACGAUUUGCAGCUGUUGUACGAUGAAGGUUCCAUCGUUAGAAACGGAAAGUUGUAA